AUGCUAAUUCUUGGUAGGUGUGAGCCAAGAUUUCCUUUCCCUAAAUGGAGCUGCCCUUCUGUGUGCAGCUGUCCAGGACAGAUAUGCUCCGUUACUCUGCCCUUUUUAAAAAUAGCCCCAGCUAGUGUGUCAUCUGAGCACUGUUCUGGGGAAAUGUCUGUGCCCUGCCAGCCAUUUAUGUGUUUUCAUCAUAUCCAUGGUACAAAUGUACGCAUCGACCCAUCAGGUACCCAAGCUACCAGGGUAGAGAGUUUUGCUAAUGGCAUCUGCUUUAGUCGGGAGCCCCUGGAACCUGGGCAGAUAUUUUUGGUGGAGAUUGAGGAAAAGGAGCUGGGAUGGUGUGGUCACCUAAGAGUAGGUCUGAUGGCCAGGGAUCCUAGAAGUCUGGAUAUUGUACCAGAAUAUUCUCUGCCAGACCUGGUUAAUAUGGGCGACAGCUGGGUCUUUGCUAUUACUCGAAACCACAACAGAGUGCUUGCCGAUGGUGAAGAAAACAGCAAAUCAGGAGUGGUAAGCGGGUUCUUAUCAGACCCCUACCUAAAGGUUGGAAAGUUUAAAAUCCCUCGUGACAAACUUGUGGCGCGAAGUAGGCCAGGGCGUUUCAGCCACAUCUUGGAUGAACUUUACAAGUCCAAUAUUCUACCACCAACGUCAAGAAGAAGUAGGAUAGGGGUGUUGUACGAACCCCAGUCAGAUGGAACCCACAACAUGCACAUCAUCAUCAAUGGAGAAGACAUGGGAGCCAGCGCACGUGGGAUAUCUGCGGAGAAGCCCCUUUAUGCUGUUGUUGAUGUCUUUGCCUCCACGAAGAGUGUCCGUGUUAUCCAGUUAGAAUAUGGAUUUCCUUCAUUGCAGACCCUGUGUCGUCUCAUCAUCCAGAAGCAUGUGGUGCACAGAUUAGCUAUAGACUGGUUGGACCUGCCGCAGCUGCUGAAGAAUUUCUGCAAAUAUGAAUGAAAAAGAAAACAUAGUCAAGGGAUUUCUGGGGACUCUACCAGGACAUGUUGUACUGUAUUCUGUAUGUCCAGUUACAAUUAAAGAAACAUGAUAUUGA
Messenger RNA from Spea bombifrons (plains spadefoot toad), 1054 nucleotides. It is a transcript of the gene NEURL2, whose product is annotated as neuralized E3 ubiquitin protein ligase 2. The record is from RefSeq and is a predicted model, not a curated record. Bases 1 to 957 code for a protein of 318 amino acids. Gene Ontology annotation, molecular function: ubiquitin protein ligase activity. The transcript is spliced from 3 exons. Lineage: Eukaryota; Metazoa; Chordata; Amphibia; Anura; Pelobatidae. Gene Ontology annotation, biological process: intracellular signal transduction.